Messenger RNA from Penicillium coprophilum, 2427 nucleotides. Its product is annotated as putative serine/threonine protein kinase (Prp4). The transcript is spliced from 3 exons. The coding region runs from base 1 to 2427 and encodes 808 amino acids. Lineage: Eukaryota; Fungi; Ascomycota; Eurotiomycetes; Eurotiales; Aspergillaceae. Gene Ontology annotation, molecular function: protein serine/threonine kinase activity; ATP binding. The record is from RefSeq and is a predicted model, not a curated record. Gene Ontology annotation, biological process: peptidyl-serine phosphorylation; peptidyl-threonine phosphorylation; mRNA cis splicing, via spliceosome.
AUGUCGCAUCCCAGGUCGAGGUCCCCAUCAGUCCCCUCUGAGGGUGAGAUCGUCGAAUCAGGCCCAGAGACGAAGGCAACUGCGUCAAAAUUUCCUCUUAAUGGCACCAGCGUUGACCGUCCCACCAGAGCUAGCCCAUCCUCUGCGCCCAGAUCUCCCGAUUCAUUGAAAGGCACUCGAUCCCCACUCCGGCGGAGGUCGUGGACCAGGUCCUUAUCGAGAUCCCGCUCUCGCUCCCCGUAUCGAGAGAAUAAACCCCAAAAACGCAGUCACGACGAUUUUCCCGAGUCCUAUGAUGGAGGUUACGACCGGCGACCCCGCCAGGAGCCUCCGCGACGUUACAGGUCCCGGUACGACGACAGACGCCGUGACAGGCCCGCUCCCAAUCGGCGCCCGAACUCAUACUACGACUACGAUCGCGAAGAGACUCAUGGAGAUGCCCUACGAUACAGUGAUGAUUAUGACCGACAUGACCGACACAAGGACAAGCGGCAACGCACUCGCAGCCGCACCCGCAGCCGAUCCCCUUACCGUGAAUCGAGAAAGCCCAAGCAGUAUUCAGGUGAUGAACAUGAUUCAAACAUGGUUAAUGCCAGGUCUUCAGCGGAUACAGGAAGGCGCUUGCCCACUGAACAGUUGGUGAGGGAACGAGGAAAGACCUUGGUCGUCUCUCCGGACUUGAAGCUUGGUGCUGAAAAACAAAAGAACCAGGUGCAGGCUUCUUCUAGUCAUCAAGCCCAUGUGGCCGAUGAAGAAAUAACCCCUAACCCGGAGAUUGCGCAAGAGCCGGAGCUCGCUGAGCCCAUUAACGAAGUCGAUGCCCUUGAAGCUCGCCGGAAGCGCCGUGAAGCGAUUCGGGCGAAACACCGAAGCCAAGCGACACCACUACAUCUCAAAGCACUGAACGUCGGCGAUGUUGAAACGGAUUCAUCUACGCCUGGCACUGAGCCAACUAGUGCAAAGGAAACAUCUGAUUCUCCACGCGCAUCUCCCUUCGAACAAGCCGGGGAAGCAUUCCCUGGUUUUAGUAUUGGAAAAGAUAUGGACGUGGUCAACGCCAAUGCAUCUCUUGUCGAUGCUGAUAAGGAUGGUCCCUCCGCUGCUGAUUAUGAUCCAACUCUUGACACGAAGGAAGAAAGACAAAAACAUGCCAAUGCACAGGAUCAAAAGAACGACGUUUCUUCUGCUGCAUACGAUGAGACCAAGGCUGGCAAGCAGGACAUUCUCCUCCCUGAUGCUCCUCCAGCCCCAGCCCCAGCGCCGAAGGCAGAGGUAUUUGAUAUGUUUGCAGACGACGACGACGACAUGUUCGCAGAGGAAGCGCCUGACCCCAAACCAGCUCAUGCUUCGGCCUUAAAGGUACCCCAGGGCAAAGAACUGGAUAUCAGCAUGAUGGACAACUGGGACGAUUCGGAAGGUUAUUACGCUGUUCGACUCGGAGAGCUGAUCAACGGACGAUACCAUAUCCACCAGAAUCUCGGCAAGGGAAUGUUCUCGUCUGUCGUUCGUGCAACUGACACCCAGACAGGGAGUCUGGUUGCUGUCAAGAUCAUUCGCCAGAACGCCAUCAUGCGCAAGGCUGGUAUGAAGGAGAUUGGCAUUCUAGAGCAACUCCAAGAAGCCGAUCCGGAGCACAAAAUGCACACCAUCAAGUUCGACCGAUACUUCGAUCACAAGGGUCACUUGUGUAUGGUGUUUGAGAAUCUUAGCAUGGACUUGCGAGAGGUACUGAAAAAGUUCGGUAGGGACGUUGGCUUGAACCUGCGCGCAGUUCGGGCCUACGGCCAACAGAUUUUCCUUGGGCUGUGUCUCCUCCGCAAGUGUAACAUCUUGCAUGCAGAUCUCAAACCGGAUAAUCUUCUUGUGAACGAGCAACGCAACAUUCUGAAAAUUUGCGACCUGGGUUCAGCGUCGCCGGCCUCUGAAAAUGAGAUUACGCCAUACCUCGUCAGUCGUUUCUACCGUGCCCCGGAAAUCAUCCUGGGUAUCCCUUACGACUACGCCAUCGAUGUCUGGUCCAUUGGCUGUACCCUCUUCGAAUUGUACACGGGCAAAAUCCUCUUCACUGGCCGAGACAACAACCAUAUGCUUCGGGCGAUCAUGGAGUGCCGGGGCAAGUACCCGCCGAAGCUUCUUCGCCGCGGAACCCUGACGUCUCAUCACUUUGAUGAAAAGCUCAAUUUCCACAGCGUGGAGCAAGAUAAGAUUACCGGCCGUUUCCACACCAAGAUUGUGGACUUUAAAAAACCGACGCGCGACUUGAAGACUCGCCUCAUGGGACAAGGAACACGCGGAAUGCCAGAUUCCGAGGUCAAAGAGCUGACAAUGUUCUUGGACUUACUUGACCGAUGUCUGAGUCUCAACGCUGAGAAGCGGAUCACCCCGGCUGAGGCGUUGAAGCACCCGUUCCUAGCGCCUAGGGUGUAA